This is a messenger RNA of Acanthopagrus latus (yellowfin seabream), 3590 nucleotides long. RefSeq lists its product as uncharacterized. Gene Ontology annotation, molecular function: long-chain fatty acid-CoA ligase activity; long-chain fatty acid transmembrane transporter activity. The record is from RefSeq and is a predicted model, not a curated record. The coding region runs from base 813 to 2681 and encodes 622 amino acids. The transcript has 10 exons. NCBI's taxonomy places the organism in Eukaryota, Metazoa, Chordata, Actinopteri, Spariformes, Sparidae.
GUUACAGCCUCGUUUUGGUCUUCCAGCCGUCCUCAGGCAGGCUAAAGCUCCAAUGAUAGAUGACCAAAACAUGGUUUGUAACAAAGCGGAUGCGUCGCUCACCUGAUGCCAGGUGCCAGGGGUUUGAAUCCACCCUGUGGCUUUGCUGUAUGGAGUCAAACUUGGCCGUCAUAAAAACUUAAACUUUGAACCACAAGAAGUUUUUAGAGAAUCUGUGACUAAAGUCGAAGAGAAUUCUAAAAUUACAUUGCAAAAGCGUUCUCAUUUUGAACAUGGUCACUUGGACAUUAAUAGUGGACACCGAGAAGACCAUAAAAACUGGACUCUUCUUGAUGUGGUUUCGCUCAGUGGGAACCUUUGCCUUGUCUGGCACUUGCAGCGCCACCUCUUGCAUGAACUGACCUCUGACAGGUUGCACAGAGCUGUGAUUACAUCGUCCAACCUCAACAACCUUUCCCAGCUGACCCUGACUCUGACCUUAACAGAGACGUAUGUGUGCGACAUUCUUUGAGCUUGUUGUUCUCUAAAUAAGUCUCACUUAGUUCUGUCAGAGAAAGUUUGAAGACUACUUCCCACUCGUCCUGCUUUCUGUGUGUUUCUCCAUAAAACAAUGGAGCUGAGCUUCAGCGGUGUUUCCAAAUGAUUCACAUAUUUUACAUGUUCCAUGAACUUAACUCGCUUCUUAAGAAAAUGCUCCGCCCCACUCAACAAAAUCCUUCUUUUUUUUUCUCUUUUUUUUGCAACAUUCCCCAUUUUGCAGCGGGGGCUGCACCUUCUUCUCUCCAGGAGCUGAGGCUUUUGAACAAGAAAACAUGAUGGAGGUGUAUUUACUUUCAGUCAUUUUAGCGACUAUCCUCGUUAUACCAUUCACCCUCAAAACUUUCUACCCGUAUGUCUGGAUGGAUAUUCUGUAUUUCAGGGAUCUACUGCGGAUUUUAGUGAGGUUCGUGUCGAGGCGAAGAAGGAGACCCCUCUUCUUUGUUUUGGAUCGUUUCUUGGAGCAGAGCGCAGCGCAUCCGGACAAGCUGUUCAUUGUGUUUGAACAUGAAGCUUACUCUUAUUCUUACACUGACAAACGGAGCGAUAAAACAGCCAACGCGCUCCAGGCUCAGUCUGGGUACCAAGCUGGGGACACCGUGGCGCUUUUCAUGGGGAAUGAACCCGCCUUCAUGUUCACCUGGCUGGCCUUGGCUAAGUUGGGCUCGCCUGUGGCUCUCCUCAAUCACAACAUCCGCUCCAAGUCUCUGCUGCACUGCUUCAACUGCUGCAAGGCCAAAGUGUUGAUAGCUGCGUCAGAGCUAAAGGAAGCAGUGGAGGACGUGCUGCCUUCACUGCUGGAGCAGGGCGUCACCGUCCUCCUGAUGACCAAACACUGUAACACACCUGGAAUGGAGAGCUUCUCUGAUAAAGUGGACGAGGCAUCAGACUCCCCGCCCCCUCGAUCCCUCAGAUCACACGUCACAUUCAAAAGUCCUGCGGUUUAUAUUUACACCUCUGGGACCACAGGUCUCCCAAAGGCAGCUGUGGUCAAUCAGAACCGCCUCCUAACAGCACUGGCUAUUUUAUCAUCGAACGGCGUCACGUCCAGUGAUGUCAUCUACGUCAACCUGCCUCUGUACCACACAGCUGGAUUUCUUAUAGGAUUUAUUGGCGCCAUCGAGACAGGGUCAACUAUCAUCCUGAAGAGGAAGUUCUCUGCCUCUCAGUUUUGGGAUGACUGCAGGAAAAACAGUGUGACUGUCAUCCAGUACAUAGGAGAAGUGAUGCGUUACCUCUGUAGUACACCGAAGAGAGAAAAUGACAAGGAGCAUAAAGUCCGACUGGCCAUCGGGAACGGUGUGAGGGCUGAGAUCUGGAGAGAGUUCGUCAGUCGCUUUGGGAACAUUCAGAUCAAAGAGUUUUACGCCUCCACUGAGGGAAAUGUGGGAUUUGUCAACUAUGCAGGAAAAAUUGGAGCUGUCGGACGAGUCAACUUCUUACAUCGGAAGCUGUUUCCCUACACGCUCAUUCAGUAUGACACAGAGCGCGAUGAACCUGUUCGAGAUGCCAGCGGCCUCUGUGUGGAGUCGCCCACAGGUGAGACAGGACUGCUGGUGUCGAAGAUCACAGACAUCGCUCCUUUUGUCGGCUACGCCCAGAAUGAAGAACAAACCGAGAGGAAAAGACUUCGCAAUGUUCUCAAGAAAGGAGAUCUUUACUUCAACAGCGGGGACCUGAUGAAGAUCGAUAAAGACAAUUUCAUUUACUUCCAGGAUCGUGUAGGUGACACAUUCAGGUGGAAAGGUGAGAAUGUGGCCACAACUGAGGUGUCUGACAUCCUGACGAUCAGCGACUGUCUGAAAGAAGCCAAUGUUUACGGAGUCCAGGUGCCAGGUCAUGAGGGCCGGAUUGGGAUGGCAGCUGUCACUGUGAUGGAAGGUGCCCAGUUUGAUGGAAGUAAAAUAUAUGAGCAUGUGGUCAGCUACCUGCCCUCAUACGCCCGACCUCGCUUUAUCAGGAUACAGAAUGCUGUGGAGGUGACGGGCACUUUCAAGCAAAUGAAGGUGAAGUUAGUAGAGGAGAGUUUUGAUCCAGGAUGUAUCCAGGACCCUCUUUACAUCCUCGAUGAUAAGGAGAGGAGUUACAUCCCACUGACAGCUCAGGUCUACAGCGGCAUCUCAUCAGGAAACAUCAAACUCUGAGGAGGCUCUGUGCACGCUGCAUUGGUACUUUUAAUAAUGGACCUCCAGUGACUCAGUGAAUUAACAAAUAUGUUUUACUUACACUGAUAACAUUUGUGUUUUGUAAAGUAAUAUGCAGACAUAAAUGCAUUUCUUCAAAUAUGGGAAUCAGAAGUUAAGGAUUCAUAUCAGGGGCCAGGGAAUGGGGAGUUUAUCAUAUAGAUGAUACUUUUAAUGGCAAGUAAUUUUAUUUAAAUAGUAUAUUUACUGACAUCAUUCCAGUAAGAGAACUGCUGCUUUCACUUUAUUCAGUCUUAUUUUGGCAUUGAAAACAUCUUACAGAAUACUUUGCCUGUAGAAAAGAUGAGUAGCAUGUGAAAAGUAAAAAAAUAUGUAGAGCCGCGCAUAACAUCAAUUUUAUAUGGGUAUAUGAGGCAGUAUCUGUAAAUAUAAAAUGCUAUUCUAAAAAUUGAACUGAUUCUGAAGUGAGUUUUUAUGUGUAUGUCAGAUUUUAAGACUAAUUUCAAGUGUGACAGACCACAAGAUGGAGACAAAUGCACAUGUUACCAGAGUUACCAGAGUCCUCAUCGAGCUGGGAACACUCACCGGCCACUUCAGUAGAUUUACUUCCAGAUCGGACGUGGUCUGAUACAACAGCUCUGCCUUACAUUCUGCCUUUAUUUUGUUGUUAUGGUUGUAGUUUGGAAUGCUGUUAAACUGGACUGUAUUAUAUUGAGAGGUGUAUCAGAUAUUUUGGCCAGCUGAGUCAACACAUGGCUGUGGUGUCAACAUGGACCUGCCUCCUCUUCCUCUGCCUCCUCCUCUGACUAUGGUCAUGACCAUGAGUAACCUUAAAUGCUGUUCUGCUGAACACACAGUAUACAAGCCUUGUUAUAUUUACCUUUUAAUAAAAAAAUAUUAUGCUGUCAA